UUUUGUAAUUUUUGUCUUCUCCCACGCACACACGCGUGCACAUACAUUGGGCCUCCUAAUGGUAACCCGAGGCCUCUGUCUCUUUCUCUCUUGUCUCUCUCUCUUUGUUUUUUUUUUUUCCUCCCUCUUUCCAUUUCUUUCUUUUUCUUGCUUUCUGUCUCUCUCUCACUCUCUUGUUGGCUGCAUACUGUAUGUUUCGUGGUGGUUCUGUUGUCAUGGUGAACUCACAGAAAGCUUGUGGAAGUUUUUAUGUUGAUGUAUUGCUUCUGUUUUUUUUUUUUUUUCUUUUUCUUCUUCUUCUUCUUCUAAUCAUUCGUUUGCUCCUAGUCGUUUGUGUAUUAAUCUCUCUCUCCGAUGCGGCUUAUAUAUGUAUGUACAUGCCAUGAUGUAUCUGCACAUAUAUAACCGUGCGUCUCCCUUUUCCCUUACUCUGAGACUGAAGGUGAAUCAGUCGACUCAGAGGGUUUUUAUUUUCACUACAGUUUGUGUGCUGGCUGUUUUUUUUUUUGUUUGUUUGUUUGUUUUUGUUUGUUUUUGUUUGUUUUUAAAAGUCCACUGUUUGGUGAAUGAAGAAUGCAUCAUUUACUGUGUAGAGUAGGCCGUAGGCUUUAGCGAGCACUUUUUUUUUUUUUUUUUUUUUUUUUUUUAAGUUUUGCAGAGAGCCUUCUUGUAACGGUACUUGAACUUGUCCUUUUACUCGUUCUCUCGUUCCUUGUUCCACGUCUUCAACUUCUUUCGUUUCUCUGACAAGGAGUUCUGACUUUAAAGAGUUAGAUUAUGAUCAUGAUGAUGAUGAUGAGGAGAGUAAAGAUUUUCCUAAAGUAGAAUUGCUGCCAUGUGUGCUUGUGUCAAGUGUGUGUGAGAGAAAGAAUGUGAGGGUGUGAGAAGCGUUUCUUAUUAUUGGAAUAUUUUGGUUUUUCUUCCCUUUUUUUUUCCUCCCACUAGGAUAACAUUGGCCAUCGGCUACUCCAGAAACAUGGCUGGAAGCUGGGACAAGGCCUUGGGAAAACGAUGCAGGCGUUAUGAUCCUGGCCAUGUUGUGCUGAUGGUAAACUUAGUGGACGCACGGACCCUGUACCCAUCAUCGUCAAAUAUGAUGUCAUGGGGAUGGGACGCAUGGAAAUGGAGGAUUACGCAGAGAAAGAGAAAGCCAUUGCCAAGGCGUUGGAAGACCUGAGAGCUAACUUUUACUGCGAGUUAUGUGACAAGCAGUAUCAGAAACACCAGGAGUUUGACAAUCACAUCAACUCUUACGACCAUGCGCACAAACAGAGGCUGAAAGAGCUGAAGCAGAGGGAAUUUGCCCGGAACGUGUCUUCACGUUCCCGCAAGGGUGGAAGAAAGCAGGAGAAGAUGCUGCGGCGUAUAUACGAGCUGGCGGAGCAGAGGAAGCAGCAGGACUGUGUUGCUGGUAGCGGACCAAUGUUCAAGCAAACCACCGUGGCAGUCGAUGGAGAAGAAGGUGGCUUCUCAAGCAUUGAUGGUGUCCCUAUGACCUCAGAUGUUGUGACGGAGGAUUCUUCAGGAGAGGAUAAGGGAAAUUCUGGUAGUUUUGGUCAAAGCUCCCCAAAACCGGGACCGACUAUCAGUUUCUCCCUUCGCAAGAACACUUCCUCACCCACACCAAGUGGAGGAUCCCACGCCCCCAAAGUGAGCGUGUCCUUCUCCUUUGCUAAGAAAGCACCUGUUAAACUAGAGACUGCUGCUGCUGUGUUUGCAGACCAUGGAGAGGAAGCGAUGGAAGGAGAAGAGGGCCAGGAAGAAGCAGUUGAAAAGAUGGUAGGGGAGGAAGAAGGUACAGCAUCCAGCACUGACAGCACACAGAGCACAUCAGGUGGCAUGAGUGGAGGGGAUGAUCAGCCACAGUCUGAUGAUGGGGGAACCCUGGCUUCCACCCUUAACAAGCUUAAGAUGAUGAUGAAGAAGGAGGAAGGUUACUCUGGGCAGGAACCGCAAUAUUAUCACUAUAUGCCUCCUGCACACUGUCGGGUAAAACCUCAUUUCCAGUUUCUGCUCUUCAUGAAGGCCUCUGACCAGUGUGCUAGUCGGGAGGAAGAAGAGGAUGGGGAGGAAGAGCAGAAAGCAGUUCAAGCGGAAGGAGAACCGGGACAGAAAGAGUCUAAAGACGAUGAUUGCAAAUCAGAUAAGGACACUGUGAAAGAUCCUGUAAAGGAGCCAAGUACAGAUUUGACUUCAUCGCCCAAAGCAGAAACCGAAGUAGUAUCAGAUAGCACCCCAGCAAUAGAGAGCAAUGCAGAUUCCUCAAGCACUGUUUCCCAAUCGACUGAAGCUAAGCAAGGGUCAUCUGAACCUCAAGACUCUGGCCCUCGCAUACCAACAGGACCCUUUUUUCCUGUUUUGAGUAAGGAUGAGAGCACUAACUUACAGUGGCCCUCUGAACUCCUGGAGUUCACUAAGGCCCAGCCUUCGCUAUCCUACAGUUGCAAUCCUCUUUAUUUUGAUUUUAAGCUGUCCCGGAAUAAAGGUAACAGAGGGGGUAAGGCAAACAAAGCUGGUAAACCAGGUAAUGCUGAUGGUGGAGAGGGAUCAAAGCCAGAAGAUACGACUGGCAAUGCAGCCACAAGUAAAGAAACUAGCACAGUACCACCAACACCACCAGUUGUCAACACUGACAAAAAAGAUGACUGUUCCUUAAAGGAAAAGACUGCAGAGGAUGAGAACAAAGAAAAGAAGCUAGAAAACUCUGAAGAUGGAGUUGGAGGAUCCAAGAAGAAGAAGAAGAAGAAGAAGAAACACAAGAAGUCAAGCAAGAGAACCAAACGAAAAGACAAAGAGAAAGUGGAGGGGGAGAUGGAGACGGAGACUCCAGGGGAGAAGACCAAAAAGAAAAAGAAACACAAACGAAAGAAAAACAAAAAUAAAGUACGUGCUGAGGAAGACGAGAAAGCAGGAGAAAGUAAAGAACAGAAAGACACAGAUGACAAAGGCGGAACCAAUUCCUCUGCACAGCCUACAGGAGGGACUUUGACGUCAGAUGGAGGAAAGAGAAAACGGCUCCAUAAAGAAAUUUCGCAAAGGACAGUCCCUCAGGAGGCCAGCACAGGAAAGCCCAACUCUUCAGAAGAGCACAGUGGUACAAAACGUUCCAAACCUGACCCGAGCACAUCAGUGGCGUCUUGCUCUGCUUCUGCCCAGAAAAGCCCUGUGGGUGGUCGACCGCCAACGAGUGAAAGUGACGAAGACGGCGGCUCAGCAUCUCAGCGCUCACGCCGUCCUCACCGUCACACUACCCCUCCACGUGAACGGCGUCACCACAGCGAGGACUCUGGACAGUCAGGUCGCUCACGUAGUCGUUCCUCGCGCAGAGGAGAUCGUAAUCAUCGGCGUACUAGAGGUCAAACAUCUCGUAGUCGGUCAUAUUCAAGUAGCUCUGAGCGGUCCUCGGCCGGAAGCAGUGCUUACAGUCGCCGCAGCCACAGCUACUCGGACAGCUAUAGUGACUACAGCGAUGGAGAGCAUCACCGCAGGAGAAAAAGACGGUCUUCAGACUCUGAAUAUGAGAGGAGAGGUGGUGGGCGGUCACACAGACGGCAUUACUCCUCCUCGUCUUCAGAAGAAGAGUCUCGUUCGCGUUCACGCUCUCGCAGCAGCAGAAAGCACCAUAGACGGAGGCGUCAACGCAGCAGCAGCCGCAGUUACAGUCGUAGCAGCAGGAGCAGCAGUGCGCGCUCAUACCGACACAGCAGCUACAGCCGCAGUCGCAGCUCUGCCAGUCGCUCGUCCAGCUCCACCAAAGGCUCGACUCACCGGCAUGGUCACAACCGACGGGCUGACAGUUCUUCAAAUCGACGCGAUUUUAAUCGCUCUCGUAUCUACCGAUCACAGUCUCCGAGGUCUUCCUCGUCCCGUGCGCAGCCACGGAGCAGCAACUCGACACAAGCAACUAAAGGAAGUGGAGGAGGAGGAGGAACUUCAGAGCAUCGGAACUCACUCACAGCACGACAGCUUCUCGAAAAAGUCCAGUCUCGGAAGGGCGGUGAAGAUUCUGGAACUGGAAGCAAACCAGGCACCAAAAUUAAGGACCCUCCACAGGGCUACUUCGGGCCCAGACUCCCCCCUGUACUUGGAAACAAGAAUAUGUUGCCCCUGUUUGGUAAGCUGCAAGCAGGGAAGAAACCUCCAUUACUUUCUGUACUGCGAACGGAUGAUGGAGAAAAGUCAGGGUUCGGAAAGGGUUCUGAUCCAAGUAAUGAGGUGAUUCUUGUAGAGCCCAUCCGCGAGUUUCCUCCUCCACCCCCACCACCACCUCCACCAGUCCAACAACAACAACAACAACAACAACAACAACAACAGCAGCAGCAGCAGCAGCAGCAACAGGUGGAGGAGCCUAUCUCAAAUACUGUGGUCUCAGAUGAGUCCAGAAUCCAACCCUCAGAACCCCACGUUCUCCAUGAAUCACGGUCAAUGUUUGAGCAGGAUUCAGCUAAGGUUAUGCCUGCAUACCAAAGUGAGACUGGACAAGACCCCAACAACCCAAUGAUGGAUGGAUGUAUUCUUGGAUCUGACAUGGGCCAGCAAACAGCCAUGCACGCCUAUGCAGGCUACUCAAUGCCCAAUAUGGAGGAGGAGGAAAUGGGCAUGGAGGCUGAAGAGGAUGGCUUGGCACCACUGGAGAGCCAGCCAAUCACAUUUACCCCAGAGGAGAUGGAGAAAUACAGUAAGCUACAACAAGCAGCACAGCAGCACAUCCAGCAGCAGCUUCUAGCAAAACAAGUGAAGGCUUUCCCGUCAGCUGCGGCUGCUGCAGCAGCAGCCAACUUAGCAGCUGCUGCCAGCCUUGCCCCUGCGCCACCUCCACCACCUGCUGCUCUACAACCAAUCCACAUACAGCAGCCUGCCGUGUCUGCUUCGGCCACAUCCAUUACAACGGUGCAACAUGCUAUACUGCAGCAUCAUGCAGCUGCCACGGCAAUGGGCAUCCACCAUCACACUCCACACCACGCCCAUCCUGCUCAUGCUCAGCUCGCCCAAGUACACCAUAUACCCCAACACCAUUUUACCCCUAUUUCUUUGUCACCUUUGGGCCAUACAUUAGGCCACACUUUAGGCCACUCAUUAGGGCACACCGGCCUGAUCCCAGCCCACCAUUCUGCUUUUCUCCACGGGCAGCCAAUCCACAUAAUCCCAGCAUCUGCGCUCCACCAUGCCCCAUUAGCUUUGCAUCACGUCCAUCAUGCAGCCCUUUACCCUACUCUCUUUGCACCACGUCCAGCCUCCGCAGCUGCAGCAGCAGCUCUGCAGCUGCACCCUCUUCUUCACCCUAUUUUCUCAGGGCAAGACCUUCAGCACCCUCCUAACCAUGGCUCCUGAGACGAAGCCUGUUCUUUCUCUACAAAGAGUACAAAAAGUCCUUCUGUAAGGAGUGUGAGAGGGUAGCCUUGCUUCUGGGCAUCAGCCCUCUUUCCAUCAAUGGUUGCCUCUCAAAUGUAACAUCAGUCGGACAGGUCAAAGGACAGUAGAAAAAUAAAUUGGAGGAAAUCCUGGCUUCUUUAUAAUGAAAAAUGUGAAAAACAAACAGUUAUGACAAAGAAAAGCUGGGUAACAUGCUCCCAAAAACCAAAUAGUUUCCCCAACAAUUACAUAUUUGAGGAUUUCUUACUAGAUUUUUUCUAGUCUCUUUUUAAUCAGCUGUUAAGCCCAUCACUGGAGAAUUCAAUUGUGUUUUGGUAAUAGUCUGUUAAACUACAAAUUGUUUUGAUGUUCUAUAAUUAACCCUGCAGCCAGACAGACUUACCGUGGACAGUAAUGGUGCAGGCAUAUAUCAAAAAUAAUCAAGAAUUAUUGUAAAAAUAUUUUCUCCUCCAAGUGAAGAACCAAAACAAGAACAAGGAUUACAUGAGAGGGAUUGAAGCCAUAUUCCGUAAUUAAUGCAACGUUAAACGGUUUGUGAUGAAAAUGAAGAAAAACCGAACACAACCGAGGCGCUUAACAGAACCUCGAUGUCGGAUGAUGUCGGCGUUCAUUCUGUUACACUGUCAUGGGUUGCCCCUAUGCUCUGAUGGACCGAAGUUGCACUGAAACAUGGAUGUCGAGAUGCUGCUUUUGCAUCAUAUAAGAACUGUUUUGAUUGUAGUAUUCUGCAAUAAUUUUAUUUUUUAUUUGAUUUUAAAUUAUUUUCCAGGUUGUUGUUUUGUUUUUUUGAGCUUUUGUGUAAUUAAUUCUUUGUAAAUAGUCAUCAAAGUAUUGUAAAAUAAAGACGCCUUUGUAACUGUUUAAAAUUAGUACAAAAAAAAAAAAGAAUGGGGGGCGGGGGCCUAACUACAGGGCAGGAAACCGAUAAUAUGAUCAGGGCUGGUACAAUAGAGCGUGAACCUGCUGUAACUGGAGUGGUCAUUGGGUGAGUCUGCGAUGUAGAGGGACUGGUUUGGGGGGGGGAUGUUGCUACAUAAUAAAUUGAGUAAAUGGAAGCAACAAUAUUUACUUUUUUAUUCUUUGUUGAUGUGUCAGAAAAUAAAGCAUUUUGAGACCUUAA
This is a messenger RNA of Ictalurus punctatus (channel catfish), 6493 nucleotides long. RefSeq names its product G patch domain containing 8 (gene gpatch8). The transcript has 6 exons. Bases 1102 to 5331 code for a protein of 1409 amino acids. Lineage: Eukaryota; Metazoa; Chordata; Actinopteri; Siluriformes; Ictaluridae. Gene Ontology annotation, cellular component: nucleus. Gene Ontology annotation, molecular function: nucleic acid binding. The record is from RefSeq and is a predicted model, not a curated record.